ACUGCUUUCAAGAUGGCGAGCUUAAUUGUUGGAAGAAGACUCAGUAUUGUGAGAAAUUAUUUAGUUUUCUUGCGUCCGCAAAUCAGAGCAAUGGCCAGUGAAUAUGGCAGCGGAGAAGGAAAGGGAGGUGGAGGUGGUGGCUCCGUGAGGUCAGCUGGUGGUGCCUUUGGGAAAAUGGAAGCAGCAAGGGAGGAAGAAUACUUCCGAAGACUGCAACAAGAGCAGCUUCAGGCGUUACGAGACCAUCACCAGGAGUCAGUGAAAAAUCAUGAGGAUGACAUAGAGAUGCAUAAAGAGAGCAUCAGGAAACACGAGGAAGCCAUUGAACGUGCGAAGAAAAUGAAACAGAAAAUUAUUGAAACGAUACGUGAUGCUGAAGCAGCCAAAGAUAAAUAAACUGUUGUUGUGUUCAAACAAACUUUGAAUGCCACAAAGUCAUUGUGGAACACUGAAUGAACUGACUUUUCACUGUUUUGUUUAAUGAAGUGUGUUGUUGCUAUAUUAAAAAAGAUUGUCUCUUUUAUCUCUGGGAAAUAAAGCAA
Dendronephthya gigantea is the source of this 542-nucleotide messenger RNA. Its product is annotated as ATPase inhibitor B, mitochondrial-like. Lineage: Eukaryota; Metazoa; Cnidaria; Anthozoa; Malacalcyonacea; Nephtheidae. The record is from RefSeq and is a predicted model, not a curated record. The coding region runs from base 13 to 396 and encodes 127 amino acids. The transcript has 4 exons. Gene Ontology annotation, biological process: negative regulation of ATP-dependent activity. Gene Ontology annotation, molecular function: ATPase inhibitor activity. Gene Ontology annotation, cellular component: mitochondrion.